CAUUAAAAUAAUUUAUCGAAGACUUAGUAGCAUGAUCCUUGUUAACGGCUAUUAUCAGUGAAGUUUGGGUUAUGUGCUACUUAUGCAGUUGUUUUACAUGGACCUUGGAUUUAAUUCAAAGGAUACUAACUUUUUUCCUCUCAUGCUGGUUGGCAUACGCUGUGUGCUGUGGACUGGGCGUCGCUAUCAUAGCUGGAAUUGCUUACGGCUACAAUUACUGCUUAGCUGAGUACAUUGUUCUCACAAGAUCUGAUGUAAGUGUGUACAUGCGUCGAGGUCAGUUUUAUGACAAACCAGACUUGUACACAAAGAAUAGCAGAAGGAGUGGUGACAACGAUGACGAAUAUCAACAAGAAGUACCGCAUGGAGAUGAUUCCCUCUCGGGGCAAUGGGAGAAAGACCAGGAAAUCAGAAAAUACGCAGAGAAACUCACAAAAUACUCGGACAGCAGAAACAAUAUCGUCGUUGCAGAGCAAAACGACAAACAUUAUCAACGAGUAGAUCCAUCUGAAGAUGAUCCUGUUUUGGGACAGUGGAACAAGAACCAGGAUAAGCGAAAUUAUUCUAGCCAAAGGGCCUUUGUCGAUUCAAGCCAGCUAGUGAAUGUUCCCAAGGGUAGUAUUUUCUACAAACUCACAUCGUCAUCGCCACGUCAAGUUUCAAACCUUACAAAUCCAUACAUCUCUACGUCAUUACUACAAAGUGGCUCCUCGGAAAUAGUAAUGAGAAUGUUUGAGCCCGUUUCAAAUAUCGUCCCAGAACCCAGGGAUUCAGUUGAAGAGUACGAUGAUAAACCUGAUAUAGGUCUCAGAACUGACAUGAACAUUACAGAACUUGAAGUGAUAGAGAGGAAAACGAUAGCUACACCAGAUAUCAGAACACAGCAUGAAGAUAAUCCUACUAGAAGAUUAAUAACAAUACGCCCCUGGGGUUCAUCUCCGAAGCCAAUCAUAAUGGAAUACUCAUUGGAUGUGGAUGAAGACAACGGUGUUUAUAAAGCCGUGUAA
This is a messenger RNA of Pararge aegeria (speckled wood butterfly), 1007 nucleotides long. RefSeq lists its product as uncharacterized. The record is from RefSeq and is a predicted model, not a curated record. Lineage: Eukaryota; Metazoa; Arthropoda; Insecta; Lepidoptera; Nymphalidae. The transcript is spliced from 6 exons. The coding region runs from base 72 to 1007 and encodes 311 amino acids.